Molecule: messenger RNA, 615 nt
Organism: Fonsecaea multimorphosa CBS 102226
Lineage: Eukaryota; Fungi; Ascomycota; Eurotiomycetes; Chaetothyriales; Herpotrichiellaceae
Exons: 3
Coding region: 1-615 (204 amino acids)
Molecular function (GO): FMN binding; NAD(P)H dehydrogenase (quinone) activity
Source: RefSeq, a predicted model, not a curated record
AUGGCUCCCAGAAUCGCCAUCAUCUACUACUCUAUGUACGGCCAUGUCGCCCAACUUGCACAGGCCGAGAAGAAGGGUAUUGAAGAGGCCGGUGGCCAAGCCGAUAUCUACCAAAUCGAAGAAACCCUCCCCCAAGAGGUCCUGGGCAAGAUGCAUGCACCAGGCAUGAACAAGGACGUUCCCGUCAUCACCCCCGAUAUCUUGCUCAAGUACGACGCUUUCCUCUUCGGCGUUGCCACCCGUUAUGGCACAUAUUCCGCCCAAUGGAAGACCUUCAUCGAUAAGCUCGGCGGACAUUGGCAGACUGGGGCACUCUUUGGAAAAUACUUUGGCCUGUUCAUCAGCACUGCCACCAUGGGCGGUGGGCAAGAGACCACAGCCAUCACGGCUCUCUCGUCUUGGAUUCACCAGGGCAUGAUCUAUGUGCCUCUGGGUUAUGCCAAAGCCUUCCCUAUCAUGGCCGACCUCAGUGCGGUCCGUGGUGGUAGCCCAUGGGGCGCAGGUACAUUUGCCGCUGGUGACGGCUCCAGACAGCCCUCGAGUGCCGAAUUGGAGCUCGCUUCCAUCCAGGGCAAGUCUUUCUAUGAGCUGGUCAGCAAGGUCAGCUUCGCGUGA